ACGAAAUGAGAAGCAGGAGGAGAAAAAAAGGAAAAAAAGGUUGCAGUCGAGUAGGGGAAUCAGCGGAGGAAAAAAAAAAAAACGGAAGGCAUUAUGAGGUAAGAGGCAAGAAAGGUGAUGACAUGGCACUGUUGGCGGGAUGGCCGCAGUGGUGAAGACAAUGCUGCCGACCAUGAAGAAGACGAAAAUGAUGAUCUGGUACUCAAUCUUGGUAGUCGUGAUUAUCACGCCCCUCAUACAAUGAUGGGGGGCCAUUCAAGAUCGGCUUCUAUGUCAUCCAUGCCGACGAAGAACACAUCACCUUCUUUCGAAGAACUGCUUGGGCAAGCCGAGGGACAAGUGGACACCUGUAUGGGUGAAGGACGGAGUGGAGGAGCGACAGACAUAGAUGACACUCAACGGCGAGGAACUGCCACCGUGACAACAGGGGAGGACAUUGCGCCACCAGUUGAAUGCACUCCUCGUGCCGCAGAUACGGCGCAGCGAACCACAAUAAAGGUGGCCAUCGUGGGGAUGGUGCAGGGAAGACCGGAGUUCGAGGUGCUGAUUGGAGUUUCGAUGAGACGAUGGCACUGCUACGAUGGGGAAUGCAAGGGGAUGGUGAACUCUGUUGAUGUCAUGGGCGGGCCGGCGAGGGCUGUGACAAAUGAUGACGAUGGAGGCAUAACAAGCGAAGGUGGCGGCCUGACGUGCCGAAAGGCUGAUAGUGAUAAUAGGGACACUUCCAAAUCCCAGAGAACCGGAGAUGGUAGAGGAAGCGGACGUGGCACCAGAUCGGGGUGGCCCGGUCCAUGUGCAAAGGAAGGGUCGUUCACAAACAUGACCACUGUUCUAGUGGAGGCCAGCGAUAGGCAAACUGACAAGCUUGCACUGCCAGACUCUUUUGCACAGUUCUUGGACGGCCUGAACAGGACGAUGGCGGAUGGGAAUUCCACGUUUCUUCAAUGCUUCACCAUCCUGUCUGGAUCGAUUGGCGGGCUGGUGCAAACGGGCCAAAGGACGCAGGACAACCGUGAGGACGACAAUGGAGAAAUGGCGGAUGGGACAAAUGGAUGAUAAUAUUAUUUUCGCCGUCCAUGACACAUCGUCUUCAUGUUUGUGUCAUAUUUUGUGGAGGGGUUUGGGGACUGCUAACAUUUGUCAACGGACAAUUGACAUGCGCGUUGUCGUCGUGCUUGAUGGCGUUGUUGCAGAACUUGCAGGGUUUGCGGUUACAUACUACACAUUGAUCGGCAAUGACAUCUACACCCCUCAGUGGCCUCGGGGACAACAAAUAUUGGUUUGCAUC
Chara braunii is the source of this 1288-nucleotide messenger RNA. The record is from the annotation of a GenBank genome assembly. Lineage: Eukaryota; Viridiplantae; Streptophyta; Charophyceae; Charales; Characeae.